Molecule: messenger RNA, 4014 nt
Organism: Colletotrichum karsti
Lineage: Eukaryota; Fungi; Ascomycota; Sordariomycetes; Glomerellales; Glomerellaceae
Product: ABC multidrug transporter mdr1
Exons: 8
Coding region: 1-4014 (1337 amino acids)
Biological process (GO): transmembrane transport
Cellular component (GO): membrane
Molecular function (GO): ATP hydrolysis activity; ABC-type transporter activity; ATP binding
Source: RefSeq, a predicted model, not a curated record
AUGGCCACACCGGCCGGCGGCACCGCCGAUGCGGCGGCAGCUCCGGGCCCGGGCCCGGCCGCUGGUGGAGCGGUACCCGUCGAUCCCAAUGCACCAGCACCUGAACCCAAGAGGUCAUGGUGGAAGCUCAGCAGCAAGAACGUCGCGACGCUUCGCAAUUUCAUUAGGAUCAUAUCAUACGGAAAAUGGUAUGACAAACUAAUCAUCUUGAUGUCGGUAUUAGGUGCCAUCGGUGCUGGUCUCACCAUGCCGGUGAUGAACAUUGUCUUCGGACAACUUGUCGGCACCUUCACCGGCUUCUUCAAGCAGGGCACGCAAGAGACACAAGAGGAGUUCACACGCACCGUCAACCAAGGCGUAUUAUACAUUGUGUACCUCUUCAUCGCCAGGUUGAUCUUGACUUACCUGUCCAAUCUUGGUUUCCGCAUGACUAGUAUCCGCAUCUCCGCAGCCAUCCGUCUGGCCUACCUCCGCUCGCUCUUCAGUCUCCCGAUUUCGAUGCUGGAUAUGUUGGCGCCGGGUUCAACAGCUGCCAUCAUCACCAUCACCGCCAGCAUCUUGCAACUCGGUAUCUCAGAGAAGAUCGGAAUCUUCUUCUCUAGUUUGUCGACUGUCAUUGCGGGCUUCACCAUCGCUUUCGCCUACAACUGGCUGCUGACGCUUACAACGGCCUCGGGUCUUGUCUUCAUCCUCUUCGUCUACAUGUUCACGACACCGCCCAUCAUCAAGCGCCUGAACGACGUCCAGAACAUGGACAUCGCUGCUGCGUCUGUUGCGACCGAGGCUUUCAGUGCCAACAGGAUGCUGGCUGCAUGCGGUGCUGAGUUCAAGAUGAUGGCGAAGUACGGCUUCCUGGCGGAUGAGUCUAGGCAGCGCGGAGCUGGUAUGGCGUGGUUGAUCGCCUUCCAGCAGGGACUGAUCUUCUUCGGCAUUUAUGCGACAUUUGCGCUGUCAUUCUGGUAUGCCUUCAAGAUGUACACUAUGAUGGUUCUCACCACCCCGGCCUCUUUGAUUGUCGUGCUUCUUUGCAUCAUGAUGAUGGCAUCUUCCAUUGGACAGCUCACGGCCCCACUGUCAGCUGCAUCUCAAGCCGCUGACGCCAAUGCCGUCUUCCACACAAUCAUCGACGCUCCCAAGCCGACCUAUGGCAAGCUCAAGGGCCCUGAGGCGUCCGCCGAGGGCGAUAUCGUCUUCCAGAACGUCAACUUUGUGUACCCCAAGCGCCCGGACGUCAAGAUUCUUGACAACCUGAACUUGACGUUCCCUGCCGGCAAGGUUACCGCUAUCGUCGGUCCCUCGGGAUCUGGAAAGAGUACCAUCGUCGGUAUCUUGGAGCGGUGGUAUGAGUUCAACGGUGAUCUCCAGAACAACCAACUGGUUCUCUGGCUCAGAAACGGAAUCAUCAGCUGCGGUGGACGCUUGAUCAGCGAGAUUGACCCCUGCUGGUGGCGCAACCAGAUCGGUCUCGUCCAGCAAGACAACGCUCUCUUCAACACCACCAUCUACAAGAACGUCGAGUACGGUCUCAUCGGCACUGAGUGGGAGAACGAAGACGAGUCCGUGAAGGCUAAGCUCAUCGAACAGGCCUGCAAGGAUGCCUUCGCGGAUGAGUACAUCUCCCGUCUCCCUGACGGUUACCAGACCGAAGUUGGCGACGCUGGGAUCAAGCUCAGUGGAGGUCAACGCCAACGUCUCGCCAUCGCCCGUGCCAUUGUCAAGCAGCCCAAGAUUCUCAUUCUCGAUGAGGCCACCUCCGCCAUCGACGUCCGCAGCGAGCAGAUCGUCCAAGCCGCUCUCGACCGUGCCUGCCGCGGACGCACCACCAUCGUUAUUGCUCACCGUCUCGGAACUAUCAAGAAGGCCGACAACAUUAUCCUCCUUCGCAAGGGUCAGGUUGUUCAGCAGGGCACUCACUCGGAACUCAUGGCACAAAUCGACGGCCCUUACCACGUCCUCGCUACUGCGCAGAAGCUGGACAUGGGUGCCGAGGAAGACGAUGACAUUCUCUUCGGCGACCUCAGCUGGAGACGGCCUGAGCCUGAAUACGCUUCCAUUCCCAAAACCUUUGGCAGCAGCGAGGGAGACCUUACUGAGAAGCGCAACAGCAUUGAGGGUUCAUCUGGCGAUAGCAACCCUGUCACCGAACGCGACGGCUCUGACGAAGAACUCGGUGCGGCUGGAAGUGUAAGAGUCAUCAAGGCGCCUCGCAGCCUCUACGCUCGCUGGAAAGCGUGGCACUUCUUCGGCAGCUUCGGUCAACUUCUCGGCGAGCAGCAGAAGAGAUGGAAGACCUACAUCAUCAUCGCCGUCGCCGCUCUCGGUGCUGGCGCGAGUACCCCGGUCCAAGCCUACCUUUUCGCCGUUCUGGUCUCCCUCUUCUCCUACUGGGGUACCUUCUUGCGGGUCAUCGCCAACCACUGGUGUCUCAUGUUCGUCUACCUCGCCGCUGGUGUUGGAGUCUCUCACUUCCUCCUCGGCUAUGCGACAACCACUAUUGGAUUCGGCAUCACUCGCGUCUACCGCAAGGAGUACUUCCGCAACAUCAUUCACAAGCCUGCGGCUUUCUUUGACGCUGAGGGAAACUCCGCUGGAUCCCUCACCGCACGCCUGGCUACCGAUCCCACCAUGCUGCAGCAGCUUCUCGGCACCAACAUGGCCUUCGUCCUGAUCUCUCUGUUCAACGUCAUCGGCUGCAUCGUCGUUGGUCUUGUCUUCGGCUGGAAGUUGACCCUCGUCGCCCUCGGCACUUCCAUGCCCAUCAUCAUCGCUGCCAUGUUCUACCGCGUCCGCCACGAGACCAAGUUCGAGGAGGCCAACAACGCCGUCUUUGCCGAGAGUGCCAAGUUCGCCUCGGAGAGUAUCGGUGCCAUCCGCACUGUCUCGAGUUUGACCAUGGAGGAAGGCAUCUGCGAGCGAUACAACCAGCUUCUGAACGACCAUACCCAGGACGCCUUCCGCAAGUCCAGAUUCUCCGUCAUGGUCUUCGCCUUCAGCGAUAGUAUCUCACUUCUGUGCAUGGCUUUCGUCCUUUGGUACGGAGGUCGUCUGCUCUCCGGACAUGAGUACACUCCCUUCCAGUACAUGGUUGUCUACAUCGCCGUCGUCCAGGGUGGUAUGUCCGCCGGUCAGUGGCUUUCUUUCGGACCCAACAUCGCCAAGGCCAAGACUGCCGCCGACCGCAUCCUCGCCAUGCGUGAGAACGAUGAGGACGAGAUCACUCCCACCGGACGCAUCAGCGACGUUGUCCCCUACGAGGUGCACUAUGAGAAGGGUGUUGAGAUCGACUUCAAGGACGUCUGGUUCAGCUACCCCACCCGCCCGACGCCAGUUCUCAAGGGUCUGGAUCUGCACAUUGAGCGUGGCCAAUUUGCUGCCAUCGUCGGUCCUUCCGGCUCUGGUAAGACAACCAUCAUUUCACUAUUGGAGCGCUUCUACACCACGCGGGAGGGCGUCGUCAGCUACAACGGCCACGACAUCAACACCCUCGACCUUGCCAAGUACCGUCAAAACAUCUCCCUUGUCGCCCAAGAGCCCUCGCUCUUCACCGGAAGCAUUAGGGAGAACAUCCUUCUCGGCAUUGAGGACGAGGACUCCGUGUCAGACGAGGCUCUCCACGCAGCGGCUAAGGAUGCUGGAAUCCACGAGUUCGUCAUGUCCUUGCCCGAAGGCUACAACACCGCCGUCGGUCAAUCCGGCGUGGCGUUGUCCGGUGGCCAGAAGCAGCGUGUUUCCAUCGCCAGAGCGCUCAUCCGCCGUCCGUCGCUGCUCCUGCUCGAUGAGGCGACGAGUUCGCUCGACAGCGAGACGGAGCGCGCUGUGCAGGCCGUCUUUGACGCGACGAAGGGAAGCAGGACGAUGAUCAUGGUCGCACAUCGUCUGGCGACGGUGCAGAACGCCGAUGUCAUCUUCGUCAUGCAGGAUGGCAAGGUGAUUGAGAAAGGUGACCACGCAGCAUUGAUUGCGGAGAGGGGUGUCUAUUACCAAAUGUGUCAAUCACAGGCGUUGGAUAAGUAA